Molecule: messenger RNA, 489 nt
Organism: Ostertagia ostertagi
Lineage: Eukaryota; Metazoa; Nematoda; Chromadorea; Rhabditida; Trichostrongylidae
Source: the annotation of a GenBank genome assembly
AUGUCCCGUGUUUCGUUGCUCGCCACCCUUCUCUUAAUAAUAUCUAUCUCCUCAGCAUACCUUUCCGACUCAUGGAUGCUCAGCUCGGAAAGGCCAACGAGCCCACGCUGUGUGCCAAUACCGCACAAUCUCACCAUUUGUUACGGCAUGCAGUACAGUGCAAAUGCCGGAGUUCCAAACUUAUUGGAACAUGACACCAUCAAUGAAGCGAUUCAUCAGUCAAGUGAUUGGAAAUCCUUACUUCAGUUGAACUGCCAUCCAGACACGCAGGGUUGUGAGGGACGUAUGUCUGUCUACGGUUUCCCAUGGCCAGAAAUGUUCGUAUCGUGUGAAAAAUAUCCAGAAGAUAACGAUAUGUGUAUCAAGGCGAUGAACGUCGAGAAACAAGGCAAGUUGGCACGCCCAAUGCACGGUCAGUGGUUUGCUCCAAUUGUGAUCCCAUUAUGUCUUUUUUCAAACACUAACACUGAUUGUUAUCUGAAGUGCUGA